AUGGCUGCUUUUUCAGCCUGGUUCUGGAACGAGAAGUUCUGGUUGCCGUACAAUGUGACCUGGGCGGACCUCGCCGACCAGGCUCCCGGAGUGCAGUAUCCCAAAGUUGGACACUUGUUGGCCGCCUUCCCGCUGGCCGUGGGAAUAUUCGCCGUCAGGAUGCUCUUUGAGAGAUUUGUUGCCAGUUCAUGCGCAAGGAGCCUCCACGUUCACCCCGAGGUCAGACAAAGAGUUCAACCCAAUGCCGUCUUGGAAAAAGUCUUUACAUCCAUCACAAAGAAUCCAGAAUCGCACCAUCUGCAUGGCCUCUCCAAGCAGUUGGAUUGGGAAGUGUGCAAGGUCCAACGCUGGUUCCGACAACGCAGGAACCAAGACAAACCCGGCUUGCACGCCAAGUUCUGCGAGAGCAUGUGGAGGUUUACAUUUUAUUUUUGCAUAUUUACCUACGGCUUUCAGUUUCUUUGGCAGAGCCCUUGGUUGUGGGAUACGCGGCAUUGCUGGUACGGUUACCCUUUUCAGGUGUUGACGCCUCCUCUUUACCGCUACUACAUGACGGAGCUGGCCUUCUACUGGUCUCUUAUAUUAUCCCAGUUUACUGACAUUCGAAGGAAGGACUUCCUGGCCAUGUUUGUUCAUCACCUAGCGACGGUGGGCUUGAUCAGUUUCUCCUAUGCCACCAACAUGGUGCGGGUGGGCACCCUGGUCAUGUGUUUGCACGACGCCUCUGACAUCUGGCUGGAGGCAGGCAAAAUGGCCAAAUAUGCCAAGUAUCAGCGUCUCUGCGAUGUCCUUUUCAUGGUAUUCAGCGUGACCUUCUUCGUCACCCGCCUCAUCGUCUUUCCUUUUUGGGUCUUCAACACCACCAUGUUCGAGAGCUGGCUGAUCGUGGGUCCGUUCCCCUCGUGGUGGCUGUUCAACGUUCUCCUGCUGGUGCUCCAGGUUCUGCACAUCAUGUGGUCAUACCUCAUCGCACGCAUCGCCAUCAAAGCCAUUAUGAAGGGCAAGGUAUGCAACGAUGUACGCAGUGACGUAGAGAGCAGCUCUGAAGAUGAGUGGACAACAACGCCUGCGCACAAAGUGGAAAAUGGCACCAACGGACACUGCACCACCACUGUCAGAAGCAGAUUGCACGAGACGCCCACGUGA
Messenger RNA from Nerophis lumbriciformis (worm pipefish), 1146 nucleotides. NCBI's taxonomy places the organism in Eukaryota, Metazoa, Chordata, Actinopteri, Syngnathiformes, Syngnathidae. The record is from RefSeq and is a predicted model, not a curated record.